AUGCAUAAGCUUGUUUCUUUUGCACUUUGUGCGCUGCCCUUGGUAAUAGGAGCGCCGCAGCAAAGCCCAAACUACCAUGGAGCUGCCCAGGUGCUCAAACCUCGAGCAGAUACCGCGAAACAGUGUUAUAUGCGAACAAUCACGUAUUUGACGACCUACGAACCAACUUACACCGCGACUGCUACGGAUGGUUCUGAUAACCAUGCAGCCACGACUGAAGAACCUCACGAAAUUGGUAACUCUAAUGGAUAUGGUACAUCACCUUUCCAGACUUGGGACUCAGACGGAUACCGUGGGAUCACUCAGACAGGAGCUGCUGACUAUCCUGCAAACCCUCCUUACAGCACUGGAGGUGACGAUGGUAAUGGUGUUGAUCCCACUAACGGAAACAGUGGUGGAGAGGUAGUGACCUCAAUGACCAGUGAGAGUUUGUCAUUCCUGACGGAAACCACGACAUUUACUAGCUCUGUUCCCGUCACUCUGACAACCACAUUCACUUUCACCACGGCUAUACCUACAACAAUCAUCAGUGAUAGGGUAUCAAAUGUGACUUCACUCUCUGUUUCUACCUUUACGAGCGUGUCGACAUUUACUACCGAUUCGUUGGUAACCCUAAGUGCGACUGUCACAUCGACUGCAACCACAGAAUCUGUCUUCACAACAACUGCCACGCCGCCCACUCAAUCUGUCUCUCUGACAAAUACGAUAUCGUCAUUGGCUACUUUGACUGUGACAUCUUCUGCGACAGGCGUGGCUCCGGUAGUCACUUCUAAUGUCCUUAGCAUUCAAGCAGCUGUCGCCAGUGUGGGUGCCGCUUCUGCAAGCUCGUCGUCAACCGUCGUUGCGAAGCGACAAGAUACCACGGGCCCAGGCGGUUAUGUUGGUUCACUCACUGAUCCGACCGCUAGCCUGAAUCCGGAUGUUUGUACUUUAGCAGUACGCGUGGAGUUCACAGGGGGCCAACUCAUCGCCGAAGGAGUCGUUCUCUCUGUAGAUCUGGACGUUCCAUUCAUAAGCCUGGCUAAUGCGAGAAAUGGUACCAUCUCCACAGCAUUUUCCAUUCAGAACAAUCUGCUGGUCUGGGCCAACCCGAAUUUCUUUGGUGGAUUCGCCAGAUUUUGUCAGGUUGGAAAUGAGAUCCCGAUUGCGUUGUUCACCGAUGCAGAUCCACCAGCAGACUGCACCCUGAUUGAGCUAGUUGUAUUCGCCUCUAGCGCAUGUGACAAUGGUGAACUUCCCGGCGGAACUUCGUCAGCGACAAUUAGCCUCAGCUCCGCCGGUUCCACAAUUCGGACUCCUUCUAGCGCUGGAACUUCGACAACUGUUCUACAAACCUCAAAUACAUCUUCUACGACAGGAAGCGCAACCAAUUCACAGAGUGGGAUAUCCAGUAGCAGCGGUACCAGAACAGGCACUGGUAAUAGCACAGAUACUAUUUCAGUGUCUACUAUUGGCUCUUCUUCCGCCGUAACGCCAAGUGUAACUUCCGCUACAUCUCAGAUUGCAGGGUCUUCCAGCAGCCCUGUCUUCGCAACUAACACCAGUAGUAGCUCGCAGGCUAUCACGAGUACUGCAGUCACGUCGUUCACAACCCGCAGGAUCAGUUCGAGCACCACAAGCAACGCCGCCACCGCAUCUGCAUCUGCGUCUGCAGUCCCAACAUUCCCAGUGUUCGCCACUGAUAGUGGCACUAUUGCUGAUGGUCUUUCAUUGCAGCCUCAAUCUAGCAAUACCAAUGGCGCGCCCGCUAUCUUCAGCCAAUCCCUCACUUCUUCACUCGAGUUUACUAUAAAUUUAACGACCGGAGUGCUUCUGGUGGUAUCGGAUAACAAUGGCAACCAGGAUGUCUGUUGUACAUAUGUCAGCGACGGUGUUACAUUGGAUCCAGCGCCUUGUUCUAUUUCGGCUUGCGAAUCAGGUGGUGACUCUAUUGCCCCACUGGAGUGUGGUUCUCCCUCUAGCGCCGCUGGAAAUAGGACUAACUUUGGCAACUAG
This is a messenger RNA of Truncatella angustata, 1995 nucleotides long. RefSeq lists its product as uncharacterized. The transcript has 4 exons. The coding region runs from base 1 to 1995 and encodes 664 amino acids. Lineage: Eukaryota; Fungi; Ascomycota; Sordariomycetes; Amphisphaeriales; Sporocadaceae. The record is from RefSeq and is a predicted model, not a curated record.